AUGUACGAAGGGAUUGACAACUUGAAAUCCCUUUACGACCGUGCCGGGAAGACUUUCUCCGGCGGUCCUUCUGCGGCACAGGAUGUGCCGCGUCGUGCUGCUCAACCAGACCCAGGACGUCAAUCAUCAGUUGGGAGCGGGGCUCUCAAGUGUACCAGAACGGGGGAUAACCGCGCCACCGGACGAGAUAACUCGUCCGACGUCCGUUCACGUCGCGGUGGUUCAACAGCUGCUCAAAUAGAUAGCGCUGGCCACCGCGAGAGUCCUCUAAUGGAGGUGGAGGAGGAGGGAAGACGCUCUCCGCACGAUCGUGGGGAUCCGUGUGUUCCCGAGAGCUUUUUUGAUCGCGUAACGCAAGAAUUACGCGGCGAUCUCGAACAUGAGCGGGACAAGCGUCUCCAAAUGGCGGACGCUGUCUUGAAGCAUCGAGCUGAGUUUGCCUUUGCUCAGCUUAAGAACGAGAGAGCUCUGACAUCUUUUCGUGACGAGCUAAGGGUAGCUCGUGGGAUUGUUGACUGGUCUCGGGAUGAGAUAACUGCUCCUCAGACCCUUGUCGAUGCCCACCAUCGGGAGCACAAGGCUCUCUGCGAGAUGCUUGGGCGCAAGGGCGUUCUUCAUCGGAAGAAGCAGCGUACUGAUGGUACGGCUUAA
Messenger RNA from Peronospora matthiolae, 651 nucleotides. NCBI's taxonomy places the organism in Eukaryota, Oomycota, Peronosporomycetes, Peronosporales, Peronosporaceae. The record is from the annotation of a GenBank genome assembly.